Molecule: messenger RNA, 3651 nt
Organism: Coccomyxa subellipsoidea C-169
Lineage: Eukaryota; Viridiplantae; Chlorophyta; Trebouxiophyceae; Coccomyxaceae
Exons: 25
Coding region: 1-3651 (1216 amino acids)
Molecular function (GO): metal ion binding; ATP binding; ATP-dependent chromatin remodeler activity
Source: RefSeq, a predicted model, not a curated record
AUGGAGUUGAAGGCGCCCCAGGCUGGGCAGCAAAGCCUGUCAGGCUUGGGGGACGUCACAGAGCUUCAGCUGGAGCUCCUGCUGCCUUACAGCUGGCAAUACGAACCAGAGGCACGAACUCGCAGUCAGCAGGUGCACAACAUCCGCGAUGUGCUGUUGUGGCUGUUGCCACAGAUAUCACCACAGGCGCGCACGUCUGACAACCAGGCAGGCCCUAGCACGCCCAGAAAACCGCGAAUUCUGAGCAGCCCUGGCUCGCCCCACAGCCCCAAGGGCGGUGGGUCCAAUCAGGCCUUUGAUGAGGUGGUUGAGGACAUAGCAGAGGCGGACGCACUGGAGAUAUACACGGCUGUCAAGCCCAGCGGCACGGAGAGGGAGCUGGAAGCCACCCUGCCACAGCUGACAUCGACGCUGCAUCGCCACCAGCGCAGGGCUGCAGCCUGGAUGGUGGACAGAGAAAUUGCAGCAGAGGCUCCCAGUGCGUCUGACGAACUGCACCCACUGUGGCGGGAGGUGACCUGUCUGGAUGGGCAGCGCUUCUAUGUCAACCCAUACACUGGGCUGCUCACUCGCACCCGGUUUUCAAAACCCAACCGAGUGCCGGGAGGCAUCCUGGCUGAUGAAAUGGAGAGCGAUGCGCGGCCAAAGCAUGAGCGCAUCGAUUGCACCUGCCCUGUCACUGGUGACACGCCUGGGGCAGAGGACUAUGCUGGGCUGUGGGUGCAGUGCGAUGAGUGCCAGGCAUGGCUGCAUGGCCACUGGGCCUAUAUCUGCCCCAAGUGCAUCAGAGCGCAUGCAAAUGCACUGGUGACGGUGGACUGUGGUGCCACCUUGAUUGUGAGCCCGGCUUCCAUAUUGAAGCAGUGGCAAACCGAGAUCACAAAGCACACACAUCCAGGAGCCCUCAAGGUGUUGGUGUACGAGCAUGCUGGCUUGGAUGCUGAGCGGGGGGCGCCAAGCAAGGGCUUGUCUGCCCGCGAUUUUGCUGCGGCCGAUGUAGUGCUCACCACCUAUGAGACACUGCAGAAGGAUGUCAACAGGCAAGGCAAUGUGACAACUUACGCCCUGCGCCAGGCAAAAAAGUACGAGGUGCUACCAACACCGCUGACAAGGCUGCGCUGGUGGCGGGUAUGUCUGGACGAAGCCCAGCUCGUGGAGAGCACCACAGCAAAGGCUGCCAAGCUGGCCGUCAACAUCCAGGCGCAGCACAGGUGGUGUGUGACGGGAACGCCGCUGAGCAGGGGCCUGGAGGACCUGUAUGGCCUGUUCUACUUCCUGCAUGCGCACCCCUACAGCGACCGUUUCUGGUGGCAUGAGGUCCUGCAGAAGCCAUACGUGGCCGGCUGCCCUGCAGGUCGGAAACGGCUGAUGGCGCAGCUGAAGCCAGCCGAGGGGGGCAUAUUCUGGCGCACCUCCAAGGCUGACGUGGCGCAUGAGCUGGCGCUGCCGCCACAGUCCCACCGCACCACCUUCCUCACCCUCUCCGCCAUCGAGCGCCACUUCUACAUGCGCCAGCACCAGGCAAACACCCUCCUACAUGCUGAUUGUGCAAGCAAGGCGAGGGCGGUGUUGCCGGCAGAGUUGCUGGCAGCGCUGGAGGCCGGCCGCGCGGGUGAUGAGGCGUUCCGGCGGCUGACGCGCGCCGAAGAGAAGUCGCUGCUGGGCAAUCUGCUGCGCCUGCGCCAAGCCUGCUGCCACCCCCAGGUGGGCAGCCGGGGCAUCAAAGCGCUGAAUGCUGCCAAGACGCCGCUGAGCAUGGACUCCAUCCUGGAGGUGCUGGUUGAGAAGGCGCGGGUGGAGGCAGAGGAUGCGCAGCGCAUCCUGCUGUCAGCCCUCAACGGCCUCGCUGGCCUCAUGCUGAUCGAGGAUGACAAGACGCAGGCCGUCGCUCUUUACCGCCAGGUGUUGGCGACGGCCGAGGGCAACAAGGCGCUGAUUCGGCUGGACCCGCUGCAGAAACUGCACACGCUGUCCAAUCUGGCCGAGCUGCUGGGCAGCGGAGUUCCCGGCGUGCCGCAUACCCUCAGGGAUGACUCGCUGGGGGCAGAAGCCGAGAAAAUCCGCGAGGAGUACCUGGUGCAGUGGGUGGCCAAGGUGGCGGCCGCUGAGAAGGACUACAGAGCAGCGCUGGAUCACAUGGAGCGCCCUGGCGCGGCUGCAGAGCAAUCUGAGACGGCUGCAUGGUUCAAGGGUCCUGGCAGAUCUGGGGGCGCAGCACCAAGCAGCAGCAGCGCCCCAGCAGCAUCAGAGGAGGUGGAGCUCUGGUACCUGGACGCCAUCGACCUGAUACUGCAGAACAGCGACGACUAUGGCGAGCGCGCAGCCUCGGCCAUCCGAGACCAGCUCUCUGUCAUCGACGAAAUGCGACGGAAGACGGAGAGGAAUGCCACAAGCUUGGCGCGGCGAAUCACUGGCCUGGCCGGCCUGAAGCUCCUGCUGCGCAACGAGCUCGGGGCCUCGGCGGCCGCGCGCGAAAAGGCGCUGAAGAUGCUGCAGGACUUGUCAGACGUCAAUCACGCCCGGCCUGACAGCCUGGUGGAGCAGGCAGCAACUUGCGGGCGGUGCCGGUCCGAGCUUGGAGAAGCAGGACGAGUGUGCCGCCACUGCAAGAUGGAUGACGUGUGGCUGGGAUGGGAGAUGCGCCUGUUCAGGCUGGACACGCGCGCCAUGGAGGCCGGCGCCCACGUGUCCCCAGAGGACGCCCUCCGACAGGCGCAAGCGGCCACGCUGCGGCACAUUGGGCGCGGCGGCCUGGAUGAGGAAGCGGCCAUGCAAGCGGGCGGGGACGGGGCUGCGGGCGCGUCUGACAUGGGACGAGAACUGGUAUCAACGGUGGAGAUUGUGAGGCACCCCAGCGAGGCGGAGCAGGUGCUGCGCAUGCUGCCCGGCCAGCUCAGAGGCCUCAAGCACCUCCCUCAGCGCGCAGCUGCGCAGCGGGAGGCGCUGCUGGCGGCGGCCAAGGCAGCGCUGGAUCGGCUGGAGGCCGGCCGCCGUGUGUUCCUGCGCGGCCGCGCACUCGCCCUUGCGCAACGCUUCGCGCUCUAUGCCCGCGACGAGCUCGCCAUGAGCACGCUGCGCAUCCGGGUGCGGGUAUCGGGGGAGUAUGUCAAGCCGCACGAGGUACACUUCAAGCUGCAUCCUGCCGAGAUCCCCGUCAAGAACAAGGAGCUGACAACGGAGCGCAUUGUAGCAGAGGCGGACUUGAACAAGCAGCUGGGCACGCUGCGGUACCUGCGCGGCCUGCGCGCUGCACGCCAGCGCAUGCAGGCAGGUGCCGAGCGCGCUGAGCAGGCUCCAGACAAGCAGAACAGCGAGCCAGCUGCAGUUAGCAGCGAGGCGGCUGCGGAGGUGGAGGUGUGCCCGGUGUGCCAGGAGCCACUGGGGCAGGAGCUGACGAUGCUGCCCUGCGGUCACCAGCUGUGCGUGCGCUGCCACAUGGCCAUCCUCGACCGCAUUCCCCCCUACAUCCCCAUGGUAAACAGGCACAUCCACUGCCCAACGUGCCGGGCGCGGACAAAGGUGACGGACAUCGCGCUGGUGGACGCCGGCCGCUCGGCAGCCAAGGAGGAGGGACAGAGUGAUGCGCUCGCGGAUGAGGAGCAGAUCGUGGUCAGCGGCAGCUACAGCACCAAGGGCCAGAAGAAUGCCUGA